CCUGAUGUCAGCACAGACCCAGGACAGCCAGGCUGACGGACUGACAGACGGACGGAGCUCCUGGCUCCCCAGACCUGGGCCCCCACGCCGACCUGCUUCACUGAGCAGCCGGCUUUCUUCGAGGCCAGGACUGGGUGAUGGUGUCGCUACUCCCGCCACAGUCUGACGUCACGCUGCCAGGCCCCACCAGACUGGAGGGUGAGCCCCGAGGGGACCUCAUGCAGGCUCCGGGCCUCCCAGGCUCUCCUGCUCCACAGAGUAAGCACACCGGCUUCAAUUGCUCAUCGUUUGUGCCCGACGGCCCUCCAGAGAGAGCACCCUCACUGCCCCCACACAGCCCAAGCAUUGCGUCUCCAGGCCCCGAACAAGUCCAGGGCCACUGCCCAGCCGGCCCUGGCCCAGGCCCCUUCCGGCUUUCACCCUCAGAUAAGUAUCCUGGCUUUGGCUUUGAGGAGGGUCCAGCAAGCAGCCCAGGGCGCUUCCUCAAGGGCAACCACGUGCCUUUCCACCCGUACAAGCGGCAUUUCCAUGAGGACAUCUUCCCUGAAGCCCAGACUGCCCUGGCCCUGGAUGGACACUCCUUUAAGACCCCAGGGGCACUGGAGGCCUUCGAGGAGAUCCCCGUGGAUGUGGGGGAAGCUGAGACCUUCCUGCCUGGCUUCUCAGCAGAGGCCUGGUGCAAUGGGCUCCCUUACCCCAGCCAGGAGCACAGCCAAGUCCUGCAGGCAUCAGAGGUCAAGAUCAAGCCUCCAGCUCUGGAGAGUGGUCCUGGGAUGUACUGCUACCAGCCCCCCUUGCAGCACAUGUACUGUCCCUCCCAGCCCCCCUUCCACCAGUAUUCACAGGGUGGUGGCAGCUACCCUGUGCCCUACCUGGGCUCCUCUCACUAUCCAUACCAGCGGAUUGCACCCCAGGCCAGCGCUGAUGGGCACCAGCCACUCUUCCCCAAACCCAUCUACUCCUACAGCAUCCUCAUCUUCAUGGCCCUCAAGAACAGCAAAACUGGAAGCCUGCCUGUCAGCGAGAUCUACAAUUUUAUGACGGAGCAUUUCCCUUACUUCAAGACGGCACCUGAUGGCUGGAAGAAUUCUGUCCGUCACAACCUAUCCCUCAACAAGUGUUUUGAGAAGGUGGAGAACAAAUCUGGAAGUUCCUCUCGCAAGGGCUGCCUGUGGGCCCUCAAUCCAGCCAAGAUUGACAAGAUGCAGGAGGAGCUGCAGAAGUGGAAGAGGAAAGACCCCAUUGCUGUGCGCAAAAGCAUGGCCAAGCCAGAAGAGCUAGACAGCCUCAUUGGAGACAAGAGGGAGAAGUUGGGCUCCCCGAUGCUGGGCUGUCCACCCCCUGGGCUGGCAGGCUCCGGCCCCCUCCGGCCCUUGGCACCUCCAACUGGGCUCUCCCAGCAGCUGCACUCAAUCCACCCAACUCCAGGACCCAUGCCUGGCAAGAACCCCCUCCAGGACCUACUGGGGGCACACGCACCCUCCUGCUAUGGGCAGACGUACCCACACCUCUCACCCAGCCUGGCCCCUCCUGGACCCCAGCAGCCAUUGUUCCCGCAGCCAGAUGGGCACCUUGAGUUGAGGGCCCAGCCGGGCACCCCCCAGGACUCGCCUCUGCCUGCCCACACCCCACCCAGUCACAGUGCCAAGCUGCUGGCUGAGCCUUCCCCAGCCAGGACCGUGCAUGACACACUACUGCCAGAUGGAGACCUUGGUACUGACCUGGAUGCCAUCAACCCCUCUCUCACCGACUUUGACUUCCAGGGAAACCUGUGGGAACAGCUGAAGGAUGACAGCUUGGCCCUUGACCCCUUGGUACUGGUGACCUCGUCCCCGACAUCAUCCUCCUUGCCGCCACCCCCACCACCACCCCACUGCUUCCCCUCAGGGCCCUGUCUGGCAGAGACAAGCAGUGGGGCAGGCGAAUUGGCACCACCUGGCAGCGGAGGCUCUGGAGCCCUGGGGGACCUGCCCCUCACCACCCUCUACUCGGCGUUCAUGGAGCUGGAGCCCACGCCCUCCACAGCCCCUGCCGGCCCCUCAGUGUACCUCAGCCCCAGCUCCAAGCCCAUGGCCCUGGCAUGAGCUAUGUCCAGCAUCAGCUCCAGCCUUUGCUUCAUCUGGAAGUCCCUGCUGGUCGUCCUCAUUGGGCUCACCUUAAAGGUCAAGGAAGGAAAAUACUACCUGCCCCCUCUGCCACUCAGUCAACUUGUUUGUUACCUGGAAGCUGGGGCACAGAGGACACCACCCAGGAUGCUGCCCCUCACACAUUUCGGCUACCUGGUAGUCCAGCUCCUCACUCAGGGUCCCUGGAGAGCAAUAUCUGGGCAAGAAGCGAAGGCAUGCUCCCUAGCCACGCUCAUGGGCCGUCAGCUCUCGUGCGUACUCAAACACACCAGCCACGUGCCUGAUACCCAGAGGACUCCAUAUCAAUCAGAGAGCCUGACUUCAUUUCCGAGGCAGCUGAGAGCUAAGGGCUUUGGUUACCAAAGCUCAGGGCCCCCAUGCCAGGUCAAAGAAACCCCCAGAACCCCAUUGUGAUUCCCACAUGCUCCGCAGGCCUGGCACCCUCCAGUCAUGUUCUUUCCUAGAAUCCCCCUGUAUUUAUUCUCCUGUCUUCAUUCCCAACAGCCCAGCGAGGAGGAGGAGAUAGAGAACUCCUCCCGUGUUGCCUGUGGACCCCUCACCCAGGGUGCUACUAACUAGAAGCACCCACCCUGCCAGGCUCCACCCAUCCUCAGCAUAUGCUCUGUCUGGCCACCCCCAGGGUGACACACAGGAGGGGCAACGUCCAUUCCGGGACCAAACUGAGCCCAACUCCAACACAAAGUGUUUGGAAAAGCCCUUGCCCUUGGAAACUUGAAUGAAUCUCCUCCCAAUCCCGGAUGCGGGAAGGGCCCCCUCCAGGUCACCACAAUCCCCGUCUUUCUUUAGAAAGAAAUUCAUGUAGUUUAGGUCCCAGCUUCCAACUGUCUCAGCAGCCUGAGUUUUCAGGGAAGGGAAGCCUGGUCCAGGCUGGUGAGGGAGCACCCGUGCACCCCUCUCUGACUGCCUGGCAGACCCGGACACCGGAAAAGCACAAGGAAUGUCCCUGGAGCUAGGGGCUACGGUCCAGGUGCCUGCCAGGCCCUAUCAAGUGGUAUCCUCAGCCUACCUUGGGCCUUGGAGUGACAAGAACAUCCAAAUGAUGGCCCUACUCUCUUAUGAGGCACAAACAGAUUCCUCAAUGGCCUGCCAUUGCCCCCUGUCCUGGAACAAUAAAGCAAGUGCCUU
Sciurus carolinensis (gray squirrel) is the source of this 3272-nucleotide messenger RNA. It is a transcript of the gene Foxn1, whose product is annotated as forkhead box N1. The transcript has 9 exons. The coding region runs from base 138 to 2084 and encodes 648 amino acids. Gene Ontology annotation, molecular function: DNA-binding transcription factor activity, RNA polymerase II-specific; transcription cis-regulatory region binding. The record is from RefSeq and is a predicted model, not a curated record. Gene Ontology annotation, biological process: regulation of transcription by RNA polymerase II. NCBI's taxonomy places the organism in Eukaryota, Metazoa, Chordata, Mammalia, Rodentia, Sciuridae.